UUAAGGCGCGUGAGCUCAAAGCGCGUGUUUCUACGCGAUUCUCGCGACUCCAAAAAAAAUUUGCUUCCUAGGGUUUGUUUCGUCGUUGCAAUCUCAGUUGAAUGUUCAUGAACCCACCGAUCCUAAAAUCUCUCACACGAUCUUUCGAUUCCUUGUUUGAAAUCUACAGUAUUGGCGCUCAAACCCUAGAAAAACCCUAAAUUUUCCGUUUCGGAGAAAUCUCGUCAACGAGUGCAAUGGCGUCUGGUCCUAUAACCGGUGGUGGUGUUCCGAAGACGAAGCAUAAAUGGAGUGAUAGUGGAAACAAAAGCCAGAAACGAUCGAGACCCACGACGGUGAGACCGGUUCCGCUCGUGUCUCCGUCAAAUUCGCUUGGUUCGGAAGAGAACCAUCAGAUGAUGAAGAUAAGUUUGAGCUCAAUUUCUAAGCUUGAAGUUAGGAACUUGAAACGGAAACUAAUGGCUGAGCUUGAAGAAGUUAGGAGCUUGAUUAAACGGUUCGAACCACAAGGUAACUUCGCCGGCGGUUUUGGGUCCGCGGAGCUACCACCUCUGUCGAACAAGAAGGUGAAAACAGCAGCGAACGGUGGUAAGAAGGGAGUACACGGAGCAGCUGCUGCGUCUGAUAAAGGUACGGUUCAGAUUUUGAAGAGCUGCAACAAUUUGCUUACGAAGUUGAUGAAGCAUAAGUCUGGAUGGGUUUUCAAUACUCCUGUUGAUACGGUUAGGCUUGGUUUACAUGAUUAUCAUAAUAUAAUAAAGAAGCCUAUGGAUUUGGGAACAGUGAAGACUAGGUUGAGUAAGAGUUGGUAUAAGUCACCUUUGGAGUUUGCUGAGGAUGUUAGACUUACUUUUAACAAUGCAAUGCUGUAUAAUCCUGUUGGGCAUGAUGUGCAUAGUAUGGCUGGGAUUUUGUUGAAUCUGUUUGAAGAGAAAUGGGGACCGCUUGAAAAGCAGUAUGAGUUACUUAAUAGGAGGCAAACACCAGUCCGUGAUAUUGAUUUCCAUGCUCCUGUUUCAACGAACACUCAUAGUGUAGAGCGAUUACCGUUACGUCCUCCGUCACGUUCCUCGUCUCCACCAACUAAAAUAGUUGAAAAUAGGACUGUGGAGAGAGCAGAAUCGAUGACAAACCCAGUGGAACCUGCAGUUCUAACUGUUGUCCCCGAGAAGAGGCCUGAAGAAGAGGAGGCGUCUGGAAACAGGGACUUGACAUUUGAAGAGAAGCGGAGUCUUAGUGAGGACCUUCAGGAAUUACCUUAUGACAAGCUAGAGGCAGUUGUGCAGAUUAUAAAGAAGAGUAAUCCAGAACUCGCUCAACAAGACGAUGAGAUUGAGUUAGAUAUUGAUAGUCUUGAUCUCGAAACACUUUGGGAGCUUUACAGAUUCGUCACUGAAUAUAAGAAGAGCUUGAGCAAGAAAAAGGAGGAACUGGCAUUGGGCUCAGUAAGAGAUGCUGAAUCUGUUCACAAUAGUGUCCAAGAACCGAGCACUCUAACAACUGGCCUUAAGUCCCCAAAAGGUCAUGUGGCAUCCCCUGUUCGACAAGAAGUAAAUGCUGGUGGAUCAAGUAGUUCUAACAGUUCUAGUAGUGGCUCAGGCUCGUGUUCUAGUGAUUCUGAUAGCGACAGCUCAGGACAUGGAUCUGAUAACGGUAAUUAACCAAGAUUGUGGAAGUAUUUAGCAUAGGUUGGAGCGAUCACGUUGUCAAACUUUUUGCAUCUCUUUCAGUAGCAAAGCUAGGUUGCCUUUUUUUCCAGCCUUUUCCCCAUCGGAUUGUUUCUGUAUUAGGUUCUUGUCAACUGUACAGAAAAGUGAACGUUUGAAGUGUUUUGUUUUGGCCUUGUCAUCAAGUGAACAGGCUUGUUCUAAACUUUUUAAUUGUUUUGUGGUUGUUACGUUCAUAAUUGCUCUCCUAUGGCCAUUA
Messenger RNA from Camelina sativa (false flax), 1926 nucleotides. RefSeq names its product transcription factor GTE3, chloroplastic. Gene Ontology annotation, molecular function: protein binding. The record is from RefSeq and is a predicted model, not a curated record. Lineage: Eukaryota; Viridiplantae; Streptophyta; Magnoliopsida; Brassicales; Brassicaceae.